AGAGGAAAAUGCAUUGAGUCUUCACUAGCCAUCCCCAGGAAGCUGGGACUCCAUAGUUCUCAGAAUACACAUCCAACUCCUCGUGGUUCAUGAGUCUCUGUGUCUUGAGCUACAGACACUUGCAUUCCUGCAGGUGAACAGAGGCUCAGGGCCUGGUGCUGCUGCUCCGGGCUUCAGGCUUGGAGGUGAGCCCUCACACGCUCAGCUGGGGGCUGGGACCACAUCGUGAAUCUUGUAGUAUUUACAGGACUGCAGCAGCUGGUGUCCCCAGGACCAUCCAUUUCCCUGUGCUGACGGCUGCUGUGUCUCUACCUCCAGCCCUGACUCUAGAGCCCCUCCUUGAUGCCUGCCAUUCUGCACCUCAGUGGAGAGCUCUCAGUGCUUUAAACUACAGCCUCCCAAAUAUGCAUCCACCUGAUCCCUACGCUGACUCCUUUCUUGGCCUUUCUAUCUGAGCCCUGUCCCAGCAUGCCCCACACCCUAUAGACUGCCCUGGUGGUGUCUCAAGCUGCUCUUCCAGAGGACCUGGGUUCAAUUCCAAGCAUCUAUAUAACAACUUACUUACAGAUUGGAGUCUGUAACUCCAAUCCAGGGGAUUUGAUGCCAUCUUCUGGCUCCAUAGGCACUAGGACACACAUGAUACACAGUCAUACAUUCAGACAAAAUGCCCAUACACAUAAAAAAUAAAAAUAAAAACUAAAUAAUUAAAUAACAAAAAACAGGCACGGGUCAUUUACCAAGGUCAAAGCCUUCAGGGCAUCACAGAAAGAAAAAAAAAAAAACGCCAGUAAGAUGGACAGCCCCAACAAUGUCUCACUCAUUCACGGUGACACCACACUGGACCUGUCAGAGUACAAGGUGGUCUCAGUCUUCCUGGUGCUCCUGGUGUGCACCACGGGCAUCGUGGGCAAUGCCAUGGUGGUCCUGGUAGUGCUGACCUCCCGUGACAUGCACACAUCCACCAACUGCUACCUGGUCAGUCUGGCUCUAGCUGACCUCAUUGUGCUGCUGGCUGCGGGGCUACCCAAUAUCUCUGACAGCCUGGUUGGGCACUGGAUCUAUGGACAUGCUGGCUGCUUGGGCAUCACCUACUUCCAGUACCUAGGCAUCAAUGUCUCCUCCUGCUCCAUCCUGGCCUUCACUGUGGAGAGGUAUAUCGCCAUUUGCCACCCAAUGAGAGCACAGACUGUGUGCACUGUGGCCCGGGCCAAACGGAUCAUCGCAGGCAUUUGGGGGGUCACGUCCCUCUACUGCCUACUCUGGUUCUUCCUGGUGGACCUCAAUGUCCGUGACAACCAGCGCCUAGAAUGUGGCUACAAGGUGUCCCGAGGCCUCUACCUGCCCAUCUACCUGCUGGACUUCACUGUCUUCUUCAUCGCACCCUUGCUGGGGACCCUCGUGCUCUAUGGGUUCAUCGGGAGGAUCUUAUUUCAGAGCCCCUUGUCCCAGGAGGCCUGGCAGAAGGAGAGGCAGCCCCACGGGCAGAUCGAGGGUGCACCAGGCAACUGCUCUAGGUCCAAGGACUCCAUGUCCUCCAGGAAGCAGGCCACCAGGAUGCUGGCCGUGGUCGCGUUGCUUUUUGCAGUGCUGUGGACCCCCUACCGCACACUGGUGCUGCUCAACUCCUUCCUGGCCCAGCCUUUCCUGGACCCCUGGGUCCUUCUAUUCUGCCGUACCUGUGUCUACACCAACAGCGCUGUGAACCCUGUCAUCUACAGCCUUAUGUCGCAGAAGUUUCGGGCGGCCUUCCUGAAACUGUGCUGGUACAGGGCAGCUGGGCCACAGAGACUUGCAGCGUGUGUCCCCGCCAGUAACUACAGCGCGGCCCAGGAGACCUCGCUAGGAACUGAGAAGAUGCAGCCAGGCUCCAGUGAGGUCGCAGGUCCCAUGGCAGCUGGUUCCCUGCAUUGCCAGCAAAAGCCUCACUUCAGUGUGCUCUGAGGACUCUUGCCGGGCCCCUGACUCCACUCCCUGGGUUGGUUUACUCGCUGGCCUGGCUGGCAUCUGCUCUGAGCACAGCAGACCAUCAGGAGAGCGGCAGGCAGCUCUUUGCUUCUGGGUCUCCAGAAAUUCCUUUACCAAGAAGGACACUGGAUCGUUCU
Molecule: messenger RNA, 2102 nt
Organism: Arvicanthis niloticus (Nile rat)
Lineage: Eukaryota; Metazoa; Chordata; Mammalia; Rodentia; Muridae
Product: thyrotropin-releasing hormone receptor-like
Biological process (GO): phospholipase C-activating G protein-coupled receptor signaling pathway
Cellular component (GO): membrane
Molecular function (GO): thyrotropin-releasing hormone receptor activity
Source: RefSeq, a predicted model, not a curated record